Ceraceosorus guamensis is the source of this 1429-nucleotide messenger RNA. RefSeq lists its product as hypothetical. The coding region runs from base 219 to 1313 and encodes 364 amino acids. The transcript is spliced from 2 exons. The record is from RefSeq and is a predicted model, not a curated record. Lineage: Eukaryota; Fungi; Basidiomycota; Exobasidiomycetes; Ceraceosorales; Ceraceosoraceae.
CUGUCGCUCACGACGCUUACUCUCGCCUUUGCUCGCUUCCUGCUGAGUGAAGGACCAACAAAGAUCUGCUUGGAACCGCACAUCUAAGCGGAGGAGCUCCAAACUUUCAUGAUUGCAAGCUGGGAUUUCAAGGUCGAUGCCUCGACAGCUCUCGAUCAAGCGCGUGUCAGCGUCCAUCUCAGCCAAGCUCGCGUUCUGAGCGGCGCUACAACUGCAUCAUGGCGGUCAACUGGACGGGCGGUACAAAGCAUGUUGCUCUGCGAUCUCGACGCAAUUUCGUGCCUCCAGUACCAAAGUCUAGAUCUGUUCCUUCAGCAGACGCAGACGAGGAACGCCGUCUCGAGACUCCGGCUGAGGCCCUGCAACAGGGCAUCCACGAGUCAAACCACGCAGGGCACGCACCUAGCAGAGACGGUGACUUGCGUCAAGAUGCUCUAGACAGUCCGGCCUCUGCGGUCUGUAAGGAUGCAAGCCAGGCUCAUCAAGAUCUCACCACAGGCUCACAGGAUUCAGGAACGUUAUCUGAUCAGCGAGCUUUCUUGCUGGGCAUAUCCGACUGGUCGCAUACGAAGACUUCUCGAACCAGCGAAAAGGUGCCCUCUAGCCGCUUGGUAUGUCAAGCUCUCAAACGGUCCAAGAUUGCAAAUGCCAUGAAAGCAAGAGGCCUGCAAGGGGGGCCGGAGCAGCCCGGUAAUCCCACCUCCAGCGCAGCAGCGAGGGCUGAGCCCAAGGACAUACAAAAGGGGCCUGCACAGCGUGAUCCUCCGAGCUCGCAUCACCUUUGUAAGACGAGCUCUCUCAAGCAAGUGCCUCGGAGCGCCUCCGGCAUGCCGCAAGUCCAAAUGGCACCCCCUACAAAUCGCCUACGCUCAGAGAUGUACAAAGCUCCCAUCACGCCAGACAAUCCUUUCGGGGUCAGAUGGGUCCAUCCGGACACGGGAGAAGUCGUCGAUGGCGUUACCUCGGAGCGCUUACAAGACAGGUCAGAGGUCGAUUUGCAAAUCGCCAAUCAGAAAGAGGCAGGGGGUGCGAUUGUACCAGAGGUUCAAAUCCAGGACAUCGUCGUACACAAACCGACGGGACAGGAGCAUCGGCAUGACGAAUCGUCCGGUAUUGUUUACGCUGUCGAAGACAAGCCCACUUUCGCGCUCAGACAGACUGUAGCCCAGAAAUACACGCUACUCUCCGAUCGCACAGCCCUCGAAGAGGUUUCGCAAAGCAAGCCUUUGAACAACGGUGCGAUAGCGGAGCAAAGUCGUCAGACAUUCUCUUGGUUGGACGAGAUCGUCAAGCAAGCGCAUCGCACACAGUGAGCGCGAUCAAGUCGGCCUUCUUCCACAAUGCGUCUCGAGUGACUCGUGACUCACACACUGCUGACUGUGAUGCAAGUAUCGAAAAUUCUGCGUGUGUAUUCGUGUGAAACAACAAG